GAGAACACGAACCGGCGAACCAAUUUCCCAGCUACGAGGAAAGCUUUUGGCAAGAGAACGAAAAUGAGACGGCGACCAGGAAUUGGCGGCCUACAAACGGCAGCCACUGCUAGGGAUCAAUACCGGCUACUGGGUGAAAAUGUAGCCAAGCUAAGAACCGACCUUAUGAAAGAGCAGCUCGCCACUUUCCGUUCUCAGUUGGAAGAUUUUGCCCGCAAACACAAGAAUGACAUUCGCAAGAAUCCAACAUUUAGGGCGCAAUUCCAUGAGAUGUGUGCUAAAGUAGGAGUGGAUCCUUUGGCCUCUAAUAAGGGAUUCUGGGCAGAGCUGCUAGGAAUUGGUGACUUCUAUUAUGAACUUGGGGUACAAAUUGUUGAGAUAUGUUUAAACACGAGACCUCAUAAUGGAGGUCUGAUAAACCUGCAAGAGCUCUGCGAUCUACUUCGCCAGAGGAGGAAAGGUGAUCGCGGAGCUGUGACUGAGGAUGACUGCUUGCGUGCUAUAAGUAAACUUAAGGUAAUGGGAAGUGGUUUCGAGGUUAUAUCCGUUGGCAAGAAGAAGUUAGUUCGGUCUGUGCCAACAGAACUGAACAAAGACCAUAAUGCAAUCUUGGAGUUGGCUCAGGCUCAAGGCUUUGUAACUGUUGAUGAGGUGGAAAGGCGGCUAUCUUGGACAACCGGGAGAGCCAUAGAUGCCUUGGAUACACUAUUAGAGGAAGGGCUCGCCAUGAUAGAUGAUGGCCACCGGGAUGGCAAGCGAAGAUACUGGUUCCCCUGUGUCUCCUCCAUCUCCUCUGCAGUUGGGGACUGACAUUUUGACACUUUAUGUUUGCCUCAAACAAGAAAAAAGAAACAAUGGUCUGUUUGGCUGAUCAAUUUCACUUUUGUUUCAUCUUUCUAGUCCAUGCUUGGAUGCACAAUGUUGUACAAACAAUUUCAACAUCACGAAUAAUGCGAAUACAAGAAC
This is a messenger RNA of Linum trigynum, 966 nucleotides long. Lineage: Eukaryota; Viridiplantae; Streptophyta; Magnoliopsida; Malpighiales; Linaceae. The record is from the annotation of a GenBank genome assembly.